This is a messenger RNA of Trichoderma breve, 411 nucleotides long. RefSeq lists its product as uncharacterized. The transcript is spliced from 2 exons. NCBI's taxonomy places the organism in Eukaryota, Fungi, Ascomycota, Sordariomycetes, Hypocreales, Hypocreaceae. Bases 1 to 411 code for a protein of 136 amino acids. The record is from RefSeq and is a predicted model, not a curated record.
AUGCAAUUUUCCAUCAUUGGUGCACUCCUCGCAAUGGCGAUUGCCCCUGCGGCUGCCGCCGACGGACUCACCUUCGACAUCUUCUUCACUCCCGGCAGCGUCCCUACCACCCAACACUGCACAGCAAACGGCGUCCAGACUCUCACUGAGACUGUGACUGAUGGCGGAUGUCAAUCAUGGGCGUUUCAGUUUGGAGAUGCCGUCAAGUUGACUCCUGGACAGACCAUCCCUGCUUCUUUGCAGACCAACGAGGAGCAGACUUGCACAGUCUACUUUGUUCAGCAGGCUGGCGAUACACCUUCGAGGCACUGCACGGAUGUAGUUUUGGGGACGACGGCGGACUUGUCCGAUGAGUGCUAUGUUGCGCCUCCGGGAACAUAUGGCUUGAAUAUUGUUUGUGCAAAGAAUUAG